AGAAAAAUAUGUCCGCCGUCAUUUCACUCGCCAGCGAACACAGUUCCGAGCGUUGUAAUCACUUAUGUUGGAUUCUUAUUACUAUUAUGUUACGUAUUAGUUAAAGUAGUUACUUUUUCUUUUUCUUUUAGUAUAUAUAGGAUGAUGCAGAAGUAGCUGGAGAUUCACCGAAGACAGAUUAGAUGCAGAAGGGACAUCAAUCAAUUAAUCAUGGACAGCGUGUUGGCAGGUGCAGCUAGCUUGAUUUUAAAUCCGACGAUCGACAGCUUCCUAUGGUUUCUGAUUCUUCUCUCAAACUUGUCGAGUGAUUCCGCUUUCUUGAAUCCCCUUUUCCUCCUCUCGACUCACUUAAACGUUUUUCAGGAAAUGAGUGGAGCUGUGCUUGUAGCGGUUGCUGCUGCAAUUGGCAGCUUUUUGCAAGGAUGGGACAAUGCCACUAUAGCUGGGUCCAUUCUAUACAUUAAAAAGGAAUUUAAUCUAGAAACACAACCUACCAUGGAAGGACUUAUUGUUGCCAUGUCACUUGUUGGUGCUGUCUUGAUGACAACUUGCUCUGGUGCAAUAGCUGACUGGCUUGGCCGUCGUCCCUUGCUCAUAACUUCUUCGGUUCUUUAUUUUGUUAGUGGCCUUGUAAUGCUUUGGUCUCCAAAUAUCUAUGUUCUACUUUUGGCAAGACUUUUGAAUGGGUUUGGAGUUGGUUUGGCAGUUACUCUUGUCCCUAUAUAUAUAUCUGAAACAGCACCACCAGAGAUAAGGGGUUUAUUGAACACUCUACCUCAGUUCACUGGCUGUGUUGGCAUGUUCUUUUCAUAUUGCAUGGUUUUUGGCAUGUCGUUGAUGAGCUCUCCUACUUGGAGACUGAUGCUUGGUGUGCUUUCUAUCCCCUCCAUUUUGUAUUUUAUAUUGACAAUAUUUUACUUUCCCGAGUCCCCCAGAUGGCUUGUGAGUAAAGGGCGAAUGCUAGAUGCAAAGCGGGUCUUGCAGAGGCUCCGUGGACAGGAAGAUGUCUCUGCCAUUGAAGAUCGAGUAAUACGGCUAGUUCAUCAUAUACAAAAAUGUGUAGAAAGUGAGUUCAGAAUUGGAUAUAUCAGGAUGGCUAGUUUGUAACGGAAAUUUCAAAUUAAAGACACAAAUAAUAGGAGGUGA
This is a messenger RNA of Solanum tuberosum (potato), 1146 nucleotides long. Its product is annotated as monosaccharide-sensing protein 2-like. Gene Ontology annotation, biological process: transmembrane transport. Lineage: Eukaryota; Viridiplantae; Streptophyta; Magnoliopsida; Solanales; Solanaceae. The coding region runs from base 211 to 1107 and encodes 298 amino acids. Gene Ontology annotation, cellular component: membrane. Gene Ontology annotation, molecular function: transmembrane transporter activity. The transcript is spliced from 7 exons. The record is from RefSeq and is a predicted model, not a curated record.